CCAGCACUUGCAGCUCACUCCGCUCUAACUCCGACAAUUGGGAUGUUUUACAAUGACUUACUAUAGGUCUAAAAGUACGUUCCUACUAUAAUUUAAUUUAUAGUAUGUUUUAUAGUUAAGCUAUACUAUCAUGUAUAGUUUAGCAAACGAACGGAAAGGUGUAGCAAUACAGGGUUUGUCUAAUUUUGGCCCCACCCUGGCUGGCAUAGGCGUCCCGAAAGUGAACGAAAACGAGCGCAUCCCGGGAGAACGCGGGAACCGCUGAUAGGUUCCACCCCGUUCAGAGUUGACGCGCGCUUAUCCGUUUCUUUCUUUAUUAUUGUUUCACGUUAGCAUUUACCCAUGGCAGAGCUAAUACACUUAUCGACAAUUUGAGUUCGUCCAAAAAAACUCAUAAGAAGUGUCUUUUAUAGAGGAAUUACAGCUGUGGGCCGUUUAAGUAAAAAAAUAAAAUAUAACAACAAGUUAGACGGGGAAUUUUUCGGUGGUUUUGGUCGUUGUAACGCCGCUCUGUAGCUAGUGUCUGUCGAGGUGUUGACUCCAGGAGCCUUCAGGAUGGACUCGUUUCAGAAGGUGGAGAAGAUCGGCGAGGGGACAUAUGGCGUGGUCUACAAAGCCAAGAACAAAGUCACGGGCGAGACGGUUGCCCUCAAGAAAAUCCGACUAGACACGGAAACGGAGGGGGUGCCAAGCACGGCCAUCCGGGAAAUCUCGCUCCUGAAAGAACUCAGUCACCCCAACAUCGUCAAGCUGCUGGACGUCAUCCACACGGAAAAUAAGCUCUACCUCGUCUUCGAGUUCCUUCACCAGGACCUGAAGAAGUUCAUGGACUCCUCCAUCACCGGCGUCCCCCUGCCCCUCGUGAAGAGCUACCUCUUCCAGCUGCUGCAGGGCCUUGCCUUCUGUCACUCCCACCGGGUCCUCCACCGGGACCUGAAGCCCCAGAACCUUCUCAUCAACGCCCAGGGGGAGAUCAAGCUGGCCGACUUCGGCCUGGCCAGGGCCUUCGGGGUGCCGGUCCGCACGUACACGCAUGAGGUGGUGACGCUCUGGUACCGAGCUCCAGAGAUCCUCCUGGGCUGUAAAUACUACUCCACCGCCGUGGACCUGUGGAGCCUGGGCUGCAUCUUCGCUGAGAUGAUCACCAAGCGGGCCCUGUUCCCCGGGGACUCUGAGAUCGACCAGCUGUUCCGGAUCUUCCGGACGCUGGGAACGCCGGACGAGACGGUGUGGCCGGGCGUCACCUCAAUGCCCGACUACAAGCCCUCCUUCCCCAAGUGGGCGCGGCAGGACAUGAACAAGGUGGUCCCCCCGCUGGACGACGACGGCCGCGAGCUGCUGGCGCAAAUGUUGAGUUACGACCCCAACAAGAGGAUAUCGGCCAAAAACGCUCUUGUCCACCGGUUCUUCCGCGACGUCACUAUGCCCGUCCCGCACCUGCGACUCUGAGGGUAAAAACCUAGUUCUGGUUCCCACGACAACGGAGCAAUACGGGACCCUGCUGCUUCACCUCAGUGUGUUCCCUCGGUCUCUCUCCAGCGGCCACGGGGGACGGGGGGCCGUCGCGACAAGACUCAACCGGUGCCUUCUCGCCGCUCAUUCCUACGAUCGUUUUCAUUCCGACGUUCCAUCAGCGUUCCUCAAGUCAGUCCCGAGCUGGCGUUGUUCCCUGACCCCGCUGUUGAUGCCAGUUAAAGUAACAAGAGUUCUAAAAACCGUGUGGUUGUGUUUGUUUGUGUGUGUGUGGGUGUGUUUCCUCUCCACCCGUUGGUGGAUAACGUUGUUUGAGAAGUUUUCCGAUACGGUUGCUGCUCUGUUCCUCGGUUGCGUUUUCCUGGGCGUUCCUGGAUGCAUGAGAACUUCAGCCUUCUGCCGGAACGUUUUCCGAGAAUGUGCCGAGUUCAUCGUUUUAUUAUUAUUGUUAUUGUAAUUCAGCUUUCCGCUUUGUGUAAAGGUGCUAGGUUUUAUUUGUCAAGAGAAUUUGUAAACUUUUAAAAAAAUUGUUUUUUACAAAUGCUUAAAAUAAACAGUAAAAAAUAAAAAAAGUUUACAACAGUACUAUGUUGUUAAUGUUUUUAUAUAUUGGUAGAUAAGUCUAGCUCACUAAUGGGACAUAUUUAAUUUUGAACUUAAUAUCUUUUUUGUAUAAACCGUCACAUCUUUCACACAAUAAAAGAUUGUUUUAAGCAUGA
Messenger RNA from Gadus macrocephalus (Pacific cod), 2192 nucleotides. It is a transcript of the gene cdk2, whose product is annotated as cyclin dependent kinase 2. NCBI's taxonomy places the organism in Eukaryota, Metazoa, Chordata, Actinopteri, Gadiformes, Gadidae. Gene Ontology annotation, molecular function: cyclin binding; ATP binding; cyclin-dependent protein serine/threonine kinase activity. The record is from RefSeq and is a predicted model, not a curated record. The transcript has 7 exons. The coding region runs from base 556 to 1449 and encodes 297 amino acids. Gene Ontology annotation, biological process: signal transduction; regulation of G2/M transition of mitotic cell cycle; protein phosphorylation. Gene Ontology annotation, cellular component: cytoplasm; nucleus; cyclin-dependent protein kinase holoenzyme complex.